Scatophagus argus is the source of this 1436-nucleotide messenger RNA. RefSeq lists its product as uncharacterized. The coding region runs from base 373 to 1341 and encodes 322 amino acids. The transcript has 5 exons. Lineage: Eukaryota; Metazoa; Chordata; Actinopteri; Scatophagidae. The record is from RefSeq and is a predicted model, not a curated record. Gene Ontology annotation, molecular function: hydrolase activity, hydrolyzing N-glycosyl compounds.
UCGACGACGCUCAGGCUAUAAUGAUGGCCUUGGCAGCACCCAGCAUUGAGGUCGUGGGUGUUACGUGUGUGUUUGGGAACACGGCGGUUGAGAACGUGUGUCAGAAUGUUCUGAGGGUGCUCUCUGUCUGUGAGCGUGAGGGGGUGAGUUCACUGUGUACGCCUGUUUUCUCAUCUGCCAUACUGAAGGUUUCCUGAGGCUGAGGCAUAACGACGAGUGAUUACGUCAUGUUUCGGUGUUUCUAGGACAUCUAGGUAAUGUCACGGGUGUCAGCUCAGCUCCCAUUUUGGAACUAUUUUGGAACCAUAACAGACUUCUUGACUACUGGAUGUUCAAACAACAGCCAUUGAGCAUCUCAGUGUUUGCCAGGCCAUGUGUCCUGGAGGUCAGAUCCAUUCAGAGUUGAAAUGUACAAUGCACAUCUUCCUCAGCGCCACCAUCUCGUCCAAAUAUGGUCACUUCUGGCUCAAAAAACAAAACAAAACGAAACAAGAUGGCGAUUGCCAUAAUGCUAAACUUAGGUUUUACAACUGUAGUCCACAGAUUCCAGUAUUUCGAGGUUCUGGGGGUCCUCUGGUUGGAACUAACAAGCUACUUAAUGACCACUUUGGAACUGAUGGACUUGGGGAUGUGAUUGAAGAUAAAGACCCCCAAUGGGAGAAGAAAAUCCAGAGAGAGCAUGCAGUCAGUGCAAUGAUUAGGCUGGUGACUGAAAACCAGAACCAGGUUUCCUUAGUGGCCCUUGGCCCACUCACUAAUCUGGCACUGGCUAUUAGACUGGAUCCAUGUUUUCCCCAAAAGCUCAAAGAUCUGUACAUUAUGGGUGGCAACAAGGAAGGAAUAGGAAAUGUGACACUAUGUGCUGAAUUUAACUUUGCAUCGGAUCCAGAGUCUGCUUACAUUGUUCUUGAAGAAUUUCUCUGUCCUACAUACUUGGCAUCAUGGGAAUAUUCCUGCAGGAAUGCACUGACGUGGGAGUUCUUUGAAGAACUGAUCAAUCAGGACGCACCUGCUGCAGGCUUUAUGAAGAUGAUAACAUCCAAAUGCUGGGCUUAUUCCAAAAUGGCCAUGAUGAAUAAGAGAGAUGUGUACUUUGGACCCGGCUUCGUUUCUUACGACUCCUAUGCAAUGGCAGCCUGUAUUGACGGCAGCGUGGUAACAGAAAGAAUUGAGUGUCCUGUCCGUGUGGAACUGCAGGGUUCAAUCUGUCGCGGCAUGAUGACACUGGAUCGCACAAAUGAGCUGAAGAAAGGCCACAGCGUGUUUGUUUUGACUAAAUGUGAUGUCGCCAAGUUUGGUCAGUUACUCAUGGAGUCUGUUAGACAGCCAAUAAAGAAGUAAUCUUUUGUGACAAAGAAUAGGAAGAAAAACAUACCGUGCCUUGAACCUAAUUAUUUUUUUAAUACUGAAUAAAAAAAAAUUAUAUUUUGCUAAAA